Molecule: messenger RNA, 148 nt
Organism: Cetraspora pellucida
Lineage: Eukaryota; Fungi; Glomeromycota; Glomeromycetes; Diversisporales; Gigasporaceae
Source: the annotation of a GenBank genome assembly
AUGGAUUGUUUUACAGAUGUUAUACUAAUUUCAGAUGAUGAACUUGAAAUUAUUGACACCUCUACUCUCGAAGUAUUACAAACUUUUAAUAUAGAUGAUGGUUGGAACACUGAUAUAACAGAUGAGUUACAAAAACUUAAUAAUCAAG